Messenger RNA from Chenopodium quinoa (quinoa), 1597 nucleotides. RefSeq names its product probable cinnamyl alcohol dehydrogenase. Lineage: Eukaryota; Viridiplantae; Streptophyta; Magnoliopsida; Caryophyllales; Amaranthaceae. The record is from RefSeq and is a predicted model, not a curated record. Bases 324 to 1397 code for a protein of 357 amino acids. Gene Ontology annotation, molecular function: cinnamyl-alcohol dehydrogenase activity; zinc ion binding. Gene Ontology annotation, biological process: lignin biosynthetic process. The transcript has 5 exons.
UUUCUUUUUAUUUUGCUACUUUCACCAACCUCUUAAGAGUUUUAGUCCUAAAAUACAAAAUUAAAAACACGAACAGAAAACAAAAUCGUAUUUUUAAACAUUUAUUUUCCUUCUUUUGUUACGCCUGUCUAUAUAUAAUAAUUUCAUAACAUAUCUUCCUUUUUCUCCAGUAUAUAUUUCCACUUCUAAGCUCUUUUCCACUCCUACCAAUAAUAAAUAUAUCAACAACUAUAAAUUAUAACUCAUAAUCUUCUUCAAAGUUCAGCUCAAUUCUUUCAGAUUCCACUCUAAAUAUUUGAAGGGAAAAAAAAAGGUAACAUAAGAUGGGUAAACAAGAAUCAGAAAGGGUGAUCAAAGGGUGGGCUGCUAGAGACUCCUCGGGCAUUCUUUCGCCGUACUCCUUCCCUCUAAGGAAUACAGGAGAAGAAGACGUAUACAUAAAAGUACUGUCCUGUGGAAUAUGUCACACUGAUCUUCAUCAGGCCAAGAAUGACCUUGGCAUGUCUCGUUAUCCCAUGGUUCCUGGACAUGAGGUGGUGGGUGAAGUGAUGGAGGUAGGGUCGAACGUGAGCAAGUUCAAAGUAGGUGAUUGCGUCGGAAUUGGGGUGAUCGUUGGAUGUUGUAGGAACUGCCACCCUUGCAAGUCGGAAGAAGAGCAAUAUUGCAACAAGAAGAUUUGGUCUUAUAAUGAUGUCUACACCGAUGGCAACCCCACGCAAGGUGGCUUCGCCACUAACAUGAUUGUAGAUCAAAAAUUUGUAGUGAAAAUACCAGAAGGGAUGGAACCAGUCCAAGCGGCCCCACUAUUAUGUGCAGGAGUAACAAUAUUCAGCCCACUAAAACAUUUUGGGUUAAACAAGAGUGGGCUAAGAGGGGGGAUUUUGGGCCUUGGUGGUGUGGGCCACAUGGGAGUGAAAAUAGCCAAAGCAAUGGGCCAUAAUGUGACAGUCAUAAGCUCAUCUGAUAAGAAAAGAAAGGAAGCAUUGGAUGAUUUGGGUGCUGAUCAAUAUGUGGUUAGCUCAAAUGCUGAGAAAAUGCAAGAAUUGGCUGACUCACUUGACUAUAUUAUUGACACUAUUCCUGUGUUUCACCCACUUGAGCCUUACCUUCCUCUCUUGAAGUUGAAUGGCAAGUUGAUUUUGAAUGGUGUUAUUAAUACUCCUCUUUCUUUUCUCACCCCGAUGGUCAUGCUUGGGAGGAAGUCCAUUACAGGAAGCUUUAUAGGAAGCAUGAAAGAAACAGAGGAAAUGCUGCAAUUUUGCAAUGAAAAAGGUGUGACUUCUCAGAUUGAGAUCGUUAAGAUGGAUUACAUUAAUCAAGCAAUGGAAAGGCUCGAGAAGAACGAUGUUCGAUACCGGUUCGUUGUUGAUGUUGCCGGAAGCAGGCUUGAUGGUUAAUGAGUUUACUUUUGCUCCAUGAAUUGACUUAUUCUGUUCGUUCUUGAAAGAAUACUCCUCUGAAGUAUUGCGUAGUUUUUCUUUUGCCUGUAAUUGAUGAGCGACACUUUUUACUUGUUAUAUUUUCUUUUCUUCUUUUAUGAACUUGAUUGUAUUCUAUUUUGUGAAGUAAUACAAUGCUAAAAUGUGGUCUUUGUAAA